AUGAAAGCUUUAAGAAAAAUAAUAAGCAUCUUACUCUCCACCAUCUUUAUCACUGAACUGGCAGCUGAUAAAUGCGAAAGGGUCAAAAUCGGAAACGAAUAUUACAAGAGACAGCUGAUAGCUGCCAUAGACGGUUACCCCACGGGAAUGGCAAUCGAUCCCAGAACGGAGAACAUAUUUUUCCUACUGCAUAAAAGGAAUUAUACCAAAGGUAUACACAUACUAAAACACGGGGCUCUCGGAGUCAAAGAGUUGCCAGUAUCCGACGAUUAUAUAGGACAAUGUGUCGGCAUCGACGUAGCGAAUAACGUGAUAUAUAUUGGAACAAAUCAAGGGCUGGUCACAUACGAUUAUUCCAGGCCCGAAAUAGUCGCCGACAGACCAAUAGGCGACGACGACAUACGAAGCAUCUUUAUAGAUAAAACAGACAACCAAAUGUACAUAACCACUGGGCACAAUCAUGAAAUUUUUCGAUUCGUCAACGGUUCCGCAGCGAUAAAACGAUAUGAGAAGAUACCGAAAGCCUACAAUUUCGUUUUGGACGGGAAAGGGAACGCGUUUUACGAAUACGUGGAUGGUAGAUUGUAUUUCUUUUCGGUGGAUCUCUACGAACCGAUACAGUACAAGGGGUUCUCCAGGGAGUUAAAGUAUAUAUUAAAACUGAAUAAGCACGAUGAGGCUAUCGUGGCUGUGAAGGGGUCGUUGUUCCGACUGUUCACGAAGAGUAUCCUGCCAGUUAAAAUUGGCCAAUUGGGCUUCAAAAUAACGGGCAUGGCUUUUGAUCAUAGAAAUAAUAUUAUAAUAGGUACUAGAGGUAAGAUUUAUAGAUACAAACCGAUCGAUACGAAUGAUCCGUGCCCACCUGAAGAUUAUUUCAUGACCAGUAUUUAA
Messenger RNA from Zerene cesonia (dogface butterfly), 891 nucleotides. RefSeq lists its product as uncharacterized. The record is from RefSeq and is a predicted model, not a curated record. NCBI's taxonomy places the organism in Eukaryota, Metazoa, Arthropoda, Insecta, Lepidoptera, Pieridae. Bases 1 to 891 code for a protein of 296 amino acids. Gene Ontology annotation, molecular function: protein binding. The transcript has a single exon.